GAUCCCAUCCUCGCCAAUGCACGCUGUCAUUUCAAGGUCAAACCAUGACCUGGAGUGAAGGGUCACGUCGGGACUUCUGAACUCAUCUUCCUCGCACAAUGCAUAUCGAAUACCAAUUUCAAGUAAUGCCUGAGACGUGGGCUAAAUUAUCAGCGACUCGCAUCAAGCACAGAGAUCAAGCUGCGACGAGCUCUAAACAGAAAUGGACAAGCAUUUGAUCCAAUCGGCUCCGUCGUCAAUGUACUACAUUCCCGAUUUUAUCUCAGCUGAAGAAGAGGCUUCCAUUAUAGACAAGAUUCCAAGCAACCGCUGGAUCACCCUCUCGCACCGCCGCCUGCAAGCCGUCCCCGCGCGCCUCACGGCCACGAAUACCCUACUCGCAGCGACGCCUCUUCCAGAAUGGCUGCUCCGUCCCAUGACGGAUCGUUUCCGCGACCUAGGCAUCUUCGAGGGGGCGCCGCACGGCGUCAAUCAUUGCUUGAUCAACGAGUAUCUCCCCGGGCAGGGCAUCAUGCCGCAUGAGGACGGCGGCGCGUACCAUCCCGUCGUGGCGACUGUGAGCCUAGGCGGGACGAUCGUGCUCGAUGUCACGGCGAAGUCACCGUCGAACGCUGGCGACGCGUCGCUGAUGAGGUGGCGGAUUUUGCAGGAGCCUCGUUCGCUGCUCGUCACGACGGCGGCGGCUUACACUGAGACUUUACAUGGGAUCGCGGAGGUGCAUAAGGAUGUUGAUCUCCGACCAGAGACGGUGGCCAAUUGGGAUUUAUUGGGUGACCGUGAGGCCAUAAACGCCAAGGGAAACAUGAACGAACGAACGACGCGCAUCAGCCUUACGUAUCGGAAUGUGCUGAAGGUCUCAUCUUUAGGCAACAAACUUUUCGGGAGGACAAAAUGA
Dissoconium aciculare CBS 342.82 is the source of this 895-nucleotide messenger RNA. RefSeq lists its product as uncharacterized. The coding region runs from base 203 to 895 and encodes 230 amino acids. The transcript is spliced from 2 exons. NCBI's taxonomy places the organism in Eukaryota, Fungi, Ascomycota, Dothideomycetes, Mycosphaerellales, Dissoconiaceae. The record is from RefSeq and is a predicted model, not a curated record.